Astyanax mexicanus (Mexican tetra) is the source of this 6096-nucleotide messenger RNA. RefSeq names its product proteoglycan 4-like. The transcript has 2 exons. Gene Ontology annotation, cellular component: chromatin; nucleus. The record is from RefSeq and is a predicted model, not a curated record. The coding region runs from base 628 to 2478 and encodes 616 amino acids. Gene Ontology annotation, molecular function: DNA-binding transcription factor activity; RNA polymerase II cis-regulatory region sequence-specific DNA binding. NCBI's taxonomy places the organism in Eukaryota, Metazoa, Chordata, Actinopteri, Characiformes, Acestrorhamphidae. Gene Ontology annotation, biological process: regulation of transcription by RNA polymerase II.
AAAAUAGCAAAAUAAAUAAUACGGGGCAGGUCGGUGCUGGAUGUGUGCGGUAGGCGGCAGUAAAGUUAGGCCGGAGGCCGGCAGAUCUCUCACUAACCCUGGAAGAAGAAGGCCACGUUUCCAGGCUUCCUGCAGAGAACCGCAGAUCUACAAACGCUCUCCCGCAGGAACACAGCCUGUGAAGGAUCUACAGAUCGCUGGAGGCUCACACAGCGACCAGCCUCAGCACAGUUUGAACUGAGCUAGCUACCAGCUGUGUUGGAGCGAUGGGAGAUGUUGGCUAGUUAGCUUACUAGCUUUUAGAUGCAUUUAGGAGACGAACUAACCUAACUAACUAGGUUAUAUAUGUGUUUAAGGCGUGGAGAAGGUUCUAGAAAUUAACUAGAUAACUUACAGCCUAAAACUAGCUAGCUAGCUGGUGCUAACAGUUAAGAACAUGUAGCUUAGCUAGCUAGUUAGCCACCUAGCUAAUGUUUGUUUUUAUCCUUUAUUUUUUUUAAAUAAUGUGUUUUUAAUCCAGCAGGGCCACGUUUUAACCAAGAAAAGACCAAUAUCUCGAUGUUUUUAAUGUGUUUAGCUCAGUCUGAGGGGAUAACUAGAACAUAAAUAGCUUAGCUAAGCUGAAACAUGGUAACCCUGCAGAACCACGUUUUGAGUAUCCUGGCCAAAUCGGCCAAAAGUGCAUCUGACGACAUCAUUAAACUGUUCGACAGCAGCUUUGAAGCUUUCUCCGAGGAGCUGCGAAAGAGACAGGAUGAAAUCAACACCCUCAGGAGUAAACUGGAGGAGUCUGAACUCAAAUCCAUGGGUCCAAAUGGUUGUGGACCAGCUUUUCUGUGUGUGCAGUGUGGGGUGAGCCUGAACUGUGUGAUUCCAAUAGCAGAAAACCCAAAGGACCACAACACUGGAAACCAAUCUCCACAAAUUAUAGAGACUGACAUCAGUGACCACCAACCUCUGGGCCAUGUGCCCAUCAUUGAGAGUGAAACUGAGGAGGACUUUGAGUUUGAAGUUGCCACUGAGGAAGAUACCUGUUAUUCCGGGCUAAUGCAGGUGGACAAGAACACAGAUUGUAUUCAGACAGUACAACAAGAACAACCUACAAUACACAAGGAAGAGAUCAACCUGGUCAUAUUUCCUCAGAAAAGAGGAAGAGGACGACCUAAAAAACAGCAUGUUGCCUGUUUACCUGCACCUAAACCUAAACCUGUACCUAAACCUGUACCUAAACCUGUACCUAAACCUGUACCUAAACCUGUACCUAAACCUGUACCUGUACCUGCAUCUAAACCUGCACCUGUUUACCUGGGUCCAAAGAGGGGCAGAGGAAGACCCAGGAAGACAGAAGUGGUGGUCACCUUAAAGAGUCAACCCAACAUGUUCUCAGCUCCAGAGCAGCCAAAGAACGCACAAAUACAAAAAGAAAUUGAAAGCAAGCCGCAGCCAGUGCAGCCCAGCCCACCUCAGACCUCAGUGAACCACAGCGUGUCUAAAGAUAAACCGCAAACUGAAACCAAGGUCGAAGUUAAUAAGUCGCAGUCGAAGUCAACAAGGUCCGGCCGAAGAGGAAGGCCACCCAGGCGCCUAUUAGAUCCAUUGUUAAUACCUUUUGCUGGGAACAAGUCUAUUUUAUAUGGCCCCAAAAACCACGAGUGUGAACCUGUCGCAUUAACAAAUAAGUUUAAAGACAAGUUUGUUUCUAAGACAGUAGAACCUGUACCCAUGCCUGGGAAACCGGUACCCAUGACAGAAGAACCUUUACCCAUGCCAGAGGAACCUGUAUCCAUGCCAGGGAAACCUAUACCCAUGCCAGAGGAACCUGUAACCAUGCCAGAUGAACCUGUAACCAUGACUGAAAAACCUGUAUCCAUGCCAGAGGAACCUGUAACCAUGCCAGAGGAACCUGUAACCAUGCCAGAGGAACCUGUAACCAUGCCAGAGGAACCUGUAACCAUGCCAGAGAAACCUGUACCCUUGACUGAAGAACCUGUACCCAUGACUGAAAACCUUGAACCCAUGACCGAAGAAUCUGUACCCAUGACUCAAGAACCUGUACCUUUAGACGACACUAAAAAGAACCAGCCCUAUAAAACACAGCCAAAAAAAGAAAAGGUCUGGGUCAAGUGCCCCAACUGUCCGAGGCAAUACACCAGCAAAGUGAAGAUGCAGGCCCACAAGAAGGUUCAUCACAGGAAGGGUGAAAUUCCGUGCCACAUUUGUGGACUGACCUUCAUAGGUCAAUGUCAAAUGACCAAUCAUUUGAGAGUGCACACAGGCGAGAAGCCGUUCAGCUGCAGUUUCUGCUCUAGAUGCUUUCCUAACCAGUCUCAGUAUAACAAACACUUACUGAGCCAUACGGCCCCUGAUUAUACCUGUGAAGUGUGCGGACUGAAAUCCUCCCAGGUGCGUAAAUCGUUGCUGAAAGCACAUCUACGCUGUAAGGAGCCCUGUUCAAACUGUGCAUCCAUUUAUACUUGAAUGCUGUGUUUUUUAGUUUUUUUUUUGGUUGGUUUUAUGGUCAAAGAUAGAGAUUUUUCCUGCUGUUGGACACUUUAGCUGGGAUGUUAUAUUUACUGGCACAUUCACUGGUAACAUUCAGACUUUGCCUCAUUUACACAUGCAGCUUUUGAAGACACAUUGGUCUAGACUCAAGAAACCCAAUGUCUUGCAGACACAACAUUGGAACCAUUUUUUCCGCUUUGGUUGCAUCUAUUGUUCUGUUGCACAUUUCUAGUCCUGCUUCUCAUAUACUCUACAAACUCUUCUUCACAUACAAUCGUUGUUUGACAAUGGUGGCAUCAAACUACCAUGUCUGAUGGGUAGAUCUGGGUAGAGUAAUGGGGAUUUGUAGAAAUAAGGCUGUCUGGAGGUCAACGUUUUAAAAGCAAGGUAAAUUGAGAGGGAAAGUAGACUAAACAUCCUUCAAAUAGUAUUUUACUGUGAUGGACAAACUUGUAUUUGUUUUACCCAAAUUUCUAAUAAUGAAUGACCAACACAUAUUUUGCUUUUCAAUUAUAGGGAAUCACUCACUGUGUGUUUUCUAUACACCAGUCAUGCGACCAUGCUUAACACUAGUGAUGUUUUCGAUACCACCAAUUUCCUUUCCGAUCCGAUACCGAUAUUUUGUGUAAAUACACUUAAUUUGUCUGUAAAUCGAAAAAUGUAGUGUAUGUCAAAUCAUAGCUUCAUAGAAACUACAAGAUAUCCAAAUUAUUAAAUUUAUUUUAAACCUCGAAAUAUGAAAUGGGUUUUCUGGAAUGAAUGCUUAACCCUAUUUAGAUUCAACUUUGCAUGUAGUCUCUCCAAAUAGCCUACAAUAAGAGAAAACAAACACUUGCUGUUUUAUAAUACUAGGAGACUCAAUUUGAAAUUGCCAGUAAAGUUUUUUUUAGUUAAAUAAAUGAAGAAAUGCCAUAAUAAUAAUUGACAAUUAAAAUAUGUUCACUACUUAAUACAGAAGAGGCGAAGCAUAGAAGUAGUCAGGGUGUAACAACACAGCCAAUAAUUUAUUCUAACAAUUAGUGUGUUUAUAUGCAUUUAAUAAAUCUAUAACGGCAGAGAAUUCUACAAUUAGUCAAAGGCAAGCAGCAGCAGCAGUCCAACAUUCCAUCAAUCUAAAAAUAUUCCUGAAUUCAAAACAACUUGUCUAGUGUAAAAGGAAAGGUAAAACGUUCUGAGUUACGUAGUGUGAACUUAGCAUUAGCUGGCCAUAUUUUUUGCAAGAAUUUAGUGGCCUCCAAAUAUAUACAGUUCUGGAAAAAAAAAUGAGAGUUUCUUUGAUUUUAUCAAAUUGAAAACCUCUGGAAUUUAAUCAAGAGGAAGAUGGAUGAUCACAAGCCUCAAACCAAACUGAUCUGCUUGAAUUUCUGUACCACGAGUGGCAUAAAGUUGUCCAAAAGUAAUGUGUAAGACUAGUGGAGGAGAACAUGCUUAAACUUAAAACUUUAUGAAUAUGAACUUGUUUUCUUUGCAUUAUUUGACGUCUGAAAGCUCUGCAUCUUUGUUUUUAGCAUUUUCUGCAAACAAAUGCUCUAAAUGACAAUAGUUUUAUUUGGAAUUUGGGAGAAAUGUUGUCUGUAGUUUAUAGAAUAAAACCACAGCGUUUAUUUUACUCAAACAUAUAGCUAUAAAUAACAAAAUCAGAGAAACUGAUUCAGACACUGAAGUGGUCUCUUUAUUUUUUUUCAGAGCUGUAUAUGUUUUGCUAGAUACUGGUAGAUUGCUGGGUCAACUUUAGCAAGAUUUUAAUUCUGGCUUGUAUUAACACUGAAUCCCUUCUUUGUUACCCCCAAUUUUUAAAAAAAGGAAAAACAUGAGAGUUUUUUUUUUUUUUUUACACCGUUCAUUUAUAAGGUUUGGGACGGCAUUUGAUUCCUAGCUUUCUCCAAGCUUGCAGUAUGUAAAUUCUUCGUCGUUAAACUUUUAUCUAGCUGUACAGAUACUUGCUUUUUUUUUUUUUUUUUUUAUGACUGUUAACAUUGAUGUGUUUUAUUUUUUGAACGUAUGAUGAAAUGCCUUUUUAUUAUCUGUGUAGGCUAUUCUUUUUAGAUGAUACACUGUCUGAAUGUCUGAAAGUUCUUCUGGAACUGAUUUAAAAGUGACAAUAUGAACUUAAAUUUUCUCCACUACUGCUGCAGUAACAAGCCUCUACUCUUUUGAGAAGGAAUUGCAGUGGAAUUGCAUUUGCUGUGAGGAUUUGAUUGCUGACAGCCACGUGAGCGUUAGUGAUGUCAGGUACUUAUGUUUAACGAUCAAUUUCUGGAUCACAAGCACCAACUCCCACUCAUUUCAAAGAGACUGGACUGAACUCCAGCCCUCCAGAGGACUGUUUUACAGCAUGGUGACCUUGGGUUGAAGGUAUCUGGUCGGACAAGUGGACAGUCAAUAGCAUCGGAAAAAGGUGAAGAGAUUUGCCUGGUAUUUACGGAGCAGAUCUAACUGUAAAAUCUUAAAUAAACAGAGAAAGCCAGAAGGUAACAUAGACAUGAGUUUUGCAUCACUGUAGCUAAAAAACGUGGCCCUGGACAUUGUGCACAGAUCAUGGUGAUCUUGGGUGGAUGUACAGAGCUCAUUGAGUUGUGCUUUUCUAUGGAGAUUAUACAAGCUGUUUGCGCACACUUGCCCACCUGUUUGAGGAAUGUGUAAACCUUACGCUAAUCAGCCAUAACAUUAGCACCACCUGCAUAGUGAUACCUAUAUCCACCAUGUUUUACCACAAUAUGUCUGAGCCAUUUGUGGCAUGGACUCCACAAUACUGCCCUGUGCUUAUUGGACAGUUUGGUCCUUGACUAAUGUUCGCUUGCCCAAAAAACGCCUUUAGCUUUGAUUGCACAAUACAUUCACUGUGGCAUUGUUUCGAUGAGCUUCUGCAAUGUCACAAGAUUUAUUAUAAUCCAGUGUUGCAUUAACUUUUCACCAAGAUCUUGCAGCAGCAUUGAUGGUUGUAGAGUCUGACCGCUGCAUAAAGCAGCUCUUCUCCAUCCAGCACAUCCCAAAGAUUCUCAAUGAGGUUAAGAUCUGGACUCUGUGGUGAAAUCUCUCUCUCAAUCCAUGUGUGAAAAUGAUGGUCUCAUGCUCCCUGAACUCUUUCACAAUUCCAGCUCCAUGAAUCCUGACAUUGUCAUCUUGGAAUAUGGCCGUGAUCAUCAGGGAAGAAAAAAUUGAUCCAUUGAUGGAAUAAUCUGGUCUAUACUCAGUAUAUUCAGGUAGAGUCAGCUGACCUCAUUUUUUCAGCACAUACUGUUGCUGAACCUAAACCUGCAGACCAACUGCAGCAUCAACCAACCCCACAUCAUUUACUUACUUAAAUCCAGAUGGAGACUUUUUUCGGUCAGGAAGUGUAGGUCCCCUUGUUUUUCACUUUACCUCUAUGUGGAUCUAUUGUUAUGGCUGGUCAGUGAAAACUAGAUGAUUUACUGAUUAGAAGAGAGUCUGGAUAUUUUUUGAAUAUACAGUGUUUAUAUAAUUGUAUUAGUGUUAAGCUGUAGUUACCACAUGGGACGUGUUGUAUUGCCAUUGUUAAAAGGGCCCCAUUCAUGGAAGACUGAAUUACUGACAUUUAUUUCUGAAAUAAAACAGUUUGAUUUAGUUUGUAAA